Ananas comosus (pineapple) is the source of this 2006-nucleotide messenger RNA. RefSeq names its product probable trehalose-phosphate phosphatase 2. The record is from RefSeq and is a predicted model, not a curated record. Gene Ontology annotation, biological process: trehalose biosynthetic process. Bases 514 to 1713 code for a protein of 399 amino acids. The transcript is spliced from 12 exons. Gene Ontology annotation, molecular function: trehalose-phosphatase activity. Lineage: Eukaryota; Viridiplantae; Streptophyta; Magnoliopsida; Poales; Bromeliaceae.
UGGUCUCUCUUCUUCUCUCUCCUCCAUUCCCUCCCUUCGCAACCCUAAUUCGCUCUCCUUCUCUCCCUCUUCGCCAAGAUUUUCUAGGGUUUGGCACGCCGACGUUUUCGUUCGCGUGCUACCUCCUCCUCCUUUUCUAGGGUUCGGAUUUUGAGGUAUUUGACUCGGCAUUGGGGAGAUCGGAGCUCGUGAGAUCUCAGAGCUCGAGCUUUCUCGAUCAGUGAAAAGAUCGUUUGAUCAAAGUCUCCCGAGUCUCAACAAAUUUCUGAUGCUUCCGUUCCAAAAUGUGUGAUCGUGUAGUAUAAAUGCUUUAUUGUGCUGGCAAUGACAAGUUCUCAGGAAGUGUUCUGUUGAUGGACUGCAUGCACAACUGCAGUGACAAGAAGACAUUGAAGAGGUGGUUCUUUAUUGACAAAAGGGUUGGGUAAUUAUACAAAGAAAAAGCUUGUUCAACCAUUACUGAGCUGAUUGUAAGAGACGAUAUCGAAACACACACGCAUAGAAUUGGAUCUAAUGGAUUUGAAGACGACCCAUAACUCCCCUGUUAUUACUGACCCUGUACCUGUAAGCAAGUCACGGCUAAGCUUGUCUUCGAAUCUGAUGCCGUAUUCACCGACAUCUGCUGGUUAUUCUUCUCCUAGUCUGUACAUCAAUAUCCCCAGAAGGAAACCGAUACCUGAUCUACUCGAUAAUGUCCGUGCUAAUUCUUGGCUCGAUGCCAUGAAGUCCUCCUCGCCUCCUCGCAAGAAGCUGAACAAGGAUUUUGGCUUAGAUAAUGAAUCUGAUGAGAUUGAUCAUCCCUAUCUUACUUGGAUGAUCAAAUAUCCAUCAGCUUUAUCUUCGUUCGAGGAAAUCACUGCCUAUGCUAAAGGCAAGAAGAUAGUGUUGUUCAUGGAUUACGAUGGGACUCUAUCACCUAUUGUUGACAAUCCUGACAAUGCUUUCAUGUCGGCUUCGAUGCGUGCUACUGUCAAAUAUGUUGCAAAGCAUUUCCCAGCUGCAAUUAUCAGUGGAAGGUCUCGAGAUAAGGUUUUUGAAUUUGUAAAAUUAACUGAGCUAUAUUAUGCUGGUAGUCAUGGGAUGGACAUAAUGGGUCCGGUUAGAAAAUUGGAGUCCAUAGGCCAUCCAAACUGCAUUAGUUUGACUGACAAGCAGGACAAGGAAGUGAAUCUCUUCCAGCCUGCAAGCGAGUUUUUACCUAUGAUCGAUGAGGUUUUUAGAUCCCUCGUCGAGACUGUUAAAAGAAUUAAUGGUGCGACAGUUGAGAACAACAAGUUUUGUGUCUCUGUACAUUACCGUAACGUAGAUACAGAGAACUGGGAUCUGGUUGGGCAGGUGGUGACCGAGAUCGUAAAGGGAUACCCUCGUUUACGACUAACUCAUGGGCGGAAGGUUUUAGAGGUCCGUCCUGUGAUUGAUUGGAACAAAGGGAAGGCUGUCGAGUUUUUGAUGGAUUCACUCGGACUGAGCGAUUGUGAUGAUGUACUUCCGAUUUAUAUUGGGGAUGACCGUACCGAUGAAGAUGCUUUUAAGGUUUUGAGAAAGGCGAACCGGGGGUUUGGAAUUCUAGUAUCAUCUGUGCCAAAAGAAACUGCCGCGUUCUACUCUUUGAGAGACCCAUCUGAGGUAAUGGAGUUUCUCAAGUCCCUGGGGAGAUGGAAGAAGCGCGCAUCAUUGCAAAAUGAGAGCAAUCAUCUAACUAUAACUAUUUAAUUACGGCUUUAUAUAGACUACUAGUGGUGACAGGUUGCUGACAAAUAAUAGCAAGACGCAAAGCAAAGGCACUGCAAUUUUGAGGCAAAAAUUCAGUGUUGUUAUUUUUCUUCUUCUUUUAACAAAAAAAAAAAAAGAAGAAUAUACUGCACUCUUUCCUUUCCUUUGCUAAUUCAUUUUGUUGUAAUUUCAAACUGUCAUCAUAUAUAUGGCGCUCAAUGUUUUUUUAUUCUUUUCUUUAUUUUUCUUUCAUACAUUUUUGUUUAUUCUUUGUGAAGAUCCUUUAUUGUUAA